AUGUAUGCGUGUGCCCGUGAGGUGCAGUGCUGUUCCUUACUUCCACUCCCACCCCUCUUUUCUUUUUUUUUUCGUUUCCCUACUUCCUUACUCCUCGUCAAUGAUGACGAGGAAGUGGGUGUGGCAGGGCUUCACCGCCUUUGGUUUCAGAUGCACCUCACGGAGUUUGGGUUUCUUCUCCAGCGCAUCAUGGGCGCUUUUGACCACCCACGCCCGCAGCGGCAUGCCGUCCUCCUCUGGCGUGUCGUUCACUUUUUCCAGUUGGUUGAGGAGGAAUUCAUCCUCGGCGUACCCCUCGGCGGUAAUGCGCGACAGCGGAAAGUGGACCUCAAUCUCAACCGAUGGCAUACUUGCUUGCCCUUAGCUUUGAAUGCCGCGCUGGUGUGA
This is a messenger RNA of Trypanosoma conorhini, 387 nucleotides long. RefSeq lists its product as uncharacterized. Lineage: Eukaryota; Euglenozoa; Kinetoplastea; Trypanosomatida; Trypanosomatidae. The coding region runs from base 1 to 387 and encodes 128 amino acids. The record is from RefSeq and is a predicted model, not a curated record. The transcript has a single exon.